Molecule: messenger RNA, 2293 nt
Organism: Ictalurus punctatus (channel catfish)
Lineage: Eukaryota; Metazoa; Chordata; Actinopteri; Siluriformes; Ictaluridae
Gene: prps1a
Product: phosphoribosyl pyrophosphate synthetase 1A
Exons: 7
Coding region: 166-1128 (320 amino acids)
Biological process (GO): 5-phosphoribose 1-diphosphate biosynthetic process; ribonucleoside monophosphate biosynthetic process; purine nucleotide biosynthetic process
Cellular component (GO): ribose phosphate diphosphokinase complex; cytoplasm
Molecular function (GO): ATP binding; magnesium ion binding; ribose phosphate diphosphokinase activity
Source: RefSeq, a predicted model, not a curated record
CUAACGCUUUACUCCUCGCGCUGUAGAGCUUGUCCGAGUCGCGAGCAGACGUCGAGUCUUCAGUGUGUAGUCCUCCUCUUAUCCGUUCUGCUUCGUGACUUCUCUCAGAUUUGCGGCGUUUCCUCGAACCUCUCAGGCACCAUUGAGCCUCCGGAGCAGCCCAGAAUGCCCAACAUCAAGAUUUUCAGCGGUAGCUCGCAUCCGGAUUUAUCGCAGAAGAUUGCUGAUCGGUUGGGACUCGAGCUUGGGAAGGUGGUCACGAAGAAAUUUAGCAACCAAGAGACAUGUGUAGAGAUCGGGGAGAGUGUGCGUGGAGAAGACGUGUACAUCGUCCAGAGUGGGUGUGGUGAGAUAAAUGAUAAUUUGAUGGAGUUGUUAAUCAUGAUAAACGCCUGUAAAAUUGCUUCAGCAUCCCGAGUGACGGCCGUCAUCCCCUGCUUCCCCUACGCCCGCCAGGACAAGAAGGAUAAGGUGGGGAGUCGUGCCCCGAUCUCCGCUAAGCUGGUGGCGAAUAUGCUCUCUGUAGCAGGCGCCGAUCACAUUAUCACCAUGGACCUACACGCAUCCCAAAUACAGGGCUUUUUCGACAUCCCCGUAGACAAUCUGUACGCUGAGCCAGCUGUUCUCAAGUGGAUCCGAGAAAAUAUAAACGAAUGGAAAAACUGCACCAUCGUUUCUCCUGAUGCUGGAGGAGCUAAGAGGGUGACCUCCAUAGCGGAUCGUCUGAAUGUUGACUUCGCCCUGAUCCAUAAGGAGAGGAAGAAGGCGAACGAAGUGGACCGCAUGGUUCUGGUUGGGGACAUCAAGGACCGAGUCGCCAUCUUGGUGGAUGACAUGGCGGACACCUGCGGGACAGUCUGUCACGCUGCGGAGAAGUUGGUCUCGGCCGGCGCGACUAAAGUCUACGCCAUUCUGACGCACGGGAUCUUCUCGGGACCCGCCAUCUCCCGCAUAAACAGCACCAACUUCGAGGCGGUGGUAGUGACGAACACCAUCCCUCAAGAGGACAAGAUCAAACAGUGUGACAAGAUCCAGGUGAUCGACAUCUCGAUGAUUCUGGCUGAAGCGAUCAGACGAACCCACAACGGAGAGUCGGUGUCCUACCUGUUCAGCCACGUACCUUUAUAAUACACAAACACGCACGUAUACACUUCCUUGUGGAUAUUUACAUUUAAAAAUGAAUAUAUUAACCUAAGAAAUGAUCGCUAUCAUCAUCACGCAUUUGGACUGUAAACGUGUUCGGCGUUCCCGGAGUAGACGUGUAGACUGUAGUAAAUAGUAUGCGAUGUUUUCUACCGACGUUGUUUCCACGGUACGUUUCUCUGGUGAACAGACCCUCCCUGAUGGGAUAGAACACGCCCUUUGACGCGGAAGUAUUUCGCAGUCCUGCGUUUUCACGCCUGAGCCGGACACGUUCCUCGACGUCGCUUGUUCCCUGUUACAGUGCGUGUGACCUGUAAGUUAUAGUUUUACGCAUCAUGACGUUGUUCAGUUCAGAUACAUCGUUUCGUUGUUUCCCAGCAUAGCUAACAUAGCUCAUAGAUGUCUGAUUUAAAAUAUAUAUAUAUAUAUAUUUUCUUACGUGUUAAAAUCUCAUUGAAUUUUUUUCUUUAAAAAAACAAAAAAAAAACAAACAACAACCAAGCGCACUCUGUACUCGCAAAUGUGUUUUCAAAGUAGAAAUUUAUCGUCAGCGCGACUUCCUGUUCCAGUGUGAGACUUCAGGAGGUGGAGCCUGAGUGGGUGGAGUCGAUGGGAGGAUCGUGUGUGUGUGUUUAAAUGUUUACUUUAAUAAUGUCGUUGUUCUUUGGCAGCUGUGUUUUUUUUUUGUUUGUUUGUUUGGGGUUUUUUUUAAAGCAGCUUUUGUCGUGGCUACUGAAGAUUCAGGGUUUUUAAUUGUUUUUUUUUAUUUUUAUGAAGUGUGCACUAGAGAGACGGACGCGGGAUCUAUUUUUGUAUGAACGUAGUCUAGACGUUAAAUGUUUUUACGCUGCUUGUCUUUUAUGUUUACACGACUGUCAAAAGUGUAUCUGUUCGCAAGUGCCUUUUAUUGCCGAUUACUUACACACACACACACACACACACACACACACACACACAGACACAACUGCAUGUUUUGUUCUCGGUUUUGAAUGUGGAGGAUGGACCUGAACUGCACCUGAGUCUUCCCUCUUUCCUUGUUGAUGCUGUGGGUGGAGCUUCAAUUAAUCAUGCUCCCUGCUCCACCAAUCAUAUUUCAGCAUGUAACUUUACCUGAAUGCAGUACAAUAAAUCAUCUCAGAUGACUCCUGCA